UGCUCGUGUGUCUCGGUUCUCCGCAGGUGCCGGUGAGUCUGGGAAGAGCACCAUCGUCAAACAGAUGAAGAUUAUCCAUGAAGACGGCUACUCGGAAGAGGAGUGCCGGCAGUACAAAGCUGUGGUCUACAGCAAUACCAUCCAGUCCAUCAUGGCCAUCAUCAAGGCCAUGGGGAACCUGCAAAUUGACUUUGGUGACUCCUCCAGAGCGGACGAUGCUCGCCAGUUGUUCGCGCUCUCCUGCACCGCAGAGGAGCAGGGCAUCAUGCCAGAGGACCUUGCCAACGUGAUCCGGAGGCUGUGGGCUGACAACGGCGUCCAGGCCUGCUUUAACCGCUCCCGAGAAUAUCAGCUGAAUGACUCUGCUGCCUACUACCUGAACGACUUGGAGCGGAUAGCACGAGCCGACUACAUCCCCACCCAGCAGGAUGUGCUGCGCACCAGGGUGAAGACCACAGGCAUUGUCGAGACUCACUUCACCUUCAAGGACCUGCAUUUCAAGAUGUUCGAUGUGGGUGGCCAGCGGUCGGAGCGAAAGAAGUGGAUCCACUGCUUCGAGGGUGUGACAGCCAUUAUCUUCUGCGUGGCCCUGAGCGCCUACGACCUGGUGCUAGCUGAAGAUGAGGAGAUGAACCGCAUGCAUGAGAGCAUGAAGCUCUUUGACAGCAUCUGCAACAACAAGUGGUUCACAGACACAUCCAUCAUCCUCUUCCUCAACAAGAAAGACCUCUUUGAGGAGAAAAUCGUGCACAGCCCUCUGACCAUCUGCUUCCCGGAGUACUCAGGGGCCAACAAGUAUGACGAGGCUGCCAGCUACAUCCAGAGUAAGUUUGAGGACCUGAACAAGCGGAAGGACACAAAGGAGAUCUACACACACUUCACUUGCGCCACCGACACCAAGAACGUGCAGUUCGUCUUUGAUGCCGUCACCGACGUCAUCAUCAAAAACAACCUGAAGGACUGCGGGCUCUUCUGAGGGCAAGCAGCGCCGGGCAGCCAGGGUGACCGGACGUGCCUGUCCCGCCAGGAGAGCCAUGACCAGUGAAGGAAGGACCGCAUCAUGUAACAACUUCUGCUUCUCUUCUUUCA
This is a messenger RNA of Tinamus guttatus (white-throated tinamou), 1089 nucleotides long. NCBI's taxonomy places the organism in Eukaryota, Metazoa, Chordata, Aves, Tinamiformes, Tinamidae. The record is from RefSeq and is a predicted model, not a curated record.